Molecule: messenger RNA, 2346 nt
Organism: Anopheles nili
Lineage: Eukaryota; Metazoa; Arthropoda; Insecta; Diptera; Culicidae
Gene: Aldh-III
Product: aldehyde dehydrogenase family 3 member B1
Exons: 10
Coding region: 1-1851 (616 amino acids)
Biological process (GO): aldehyde metabolic process
Cellular component (GO): cytoplasm
Molecular function (GO): aldehyde dehydrogenase (NAD+) activity
Source: RefSeq, a predicted model, not a curated record
AUGGACAAAUCGACCAUGAACGUCGUCGAAGAAACGCGCCUCUUUGGUGAAGUACCGCAGGUGACACUCGCAUUUUCGGGUACCGAAACUGAUCAGAAGAAUGUCGUCGAAGAAAACCUGCUAUCGAAUCAAUCAAACUCGCAAGUGAAUAAUGAUUGUCAACAGGAUAAUAAAAGCUCCGGUGUCAGCAGCGCCACAAGCAGUAUGGCAAACAUGGACCUGAAUGCCCCUAAAACGAACGAUUUGCAAGAGAAACUCAAUUUAACCGAUGAAUCCGGCAGAGAGCCUCAGCCGGACUCGAUGACCACGGUUGUGAUUGAUAUGGACCCAGCCGUAGACGGAUCUCUCGCGUUUAAUUACUCCAACAUGAGUUAUUCACAGAUCGUCCAGCAGCUUCGAACCACAUUCAACAGUGGUAAGACGAGGGAUGUGGAUUUUAGAUUGGAUCAGCUGAAAGCACUAAUGCGAUGCUACGAAGAAAACACCGCCGAGAUGGCAAACGUGCUGGCAUCGGAUCUACGCAAGCACAAGCAAGAAGCCCAUCUGCUUGAAAUCGAAUUUAUUCUGAAUGAUCUGCGCAAUACAUUGUACAAUUUGCGAGAAUGGAUGAAACCGGAAAAACCUGAGAAGAGCUUGGUGAACAUGAUGGAUGGGGUGUAUAUCUACAAAGAUCCGUACGGAGUGGUACUUGUCAUUGGUGCCUGGAAUUAUCCGCUGCAGCUUACCUUGGUGCCGGUGGCCGCUGCAAUUGCAGCAGGAAACUGCGUCGUAAUCAAGCCAAGCGAAGUUGCUCCGGCUUCGGCGAAAUUUAUUGCCGAAAUUCUUCCAAAGUAUUUAUCAUCGGCUUGCUAUCGAGUGGUUACCGGUGGCCCCAAAGAAACCUCAGAGUUGCUGAAGGAAAAGUUCGACUAUGUGUUUUACACUGGCUCUGGCCGCGUUGGCAAAAUCGUUCAUCAGGCAUGUAGUGAACACUUGACGCCCUGUACGCUCGAGCUCGGCGGCAAAAGCCCUUGCUAUUUGGAUAGCACGGCUAACAUUGAGAUUGCAGCUCGGCGCAUCCUAUGGGGCAAGUUCAUCAAUGCUGGCCAAACGUGUAUCGCGCCCGAUUACAUACUUUGCAGCAAGCAGGUUCAGAACCAGUUUAUCGAAGAAGCACGAAAGGUGCUGAAAGAAUGGUAUGGUACGAACCCAAAGGAUAGUCCAGAUCUUUGCCGCAUUAUCAACCAGAAUCAUUUUCAGCGACUUACUUCGCUUCUGAAAGGUGCAAAUGUGGCUAUUGGUGGUGAAACAGAUUUGCAAGAUCGUUACAUCUCUCCAACGAUCCUGGUCGACGUAAAGUCAACGGAUCCCGUGAUGCAGGAUGAAAUUUUCGGUCCCAUCCUACCAAUCCUAAACGUCGACAACGCAUUCGAUGCAAUCAAAUUCAUUAACUCCAGUGAUAAGCCUCUCUGCCUAUACAUCUUCAGUAAGAAUGAGGCAGAUAGACGUACCAUGAUAGAAAAAACCUCUAGCGGAGGCGUUUGCGUGAACGAUACCCUAAUGCAUUGUGCAGUUGAAGCAUUGCCAUUCGGUGGAGUUGGCCCUAGUGGUAUGGGUUCUUACCACGGUAAAUACUCCUUUGACACGUUCGUCCACAAGAAGUCCUGUUUGACGAAAGAUUUCAACCCAAUUGGCGAAAAGCUGGCCGCUUCUCGAUACCCGCCGUACUCGGAAAGUAAGCUGUCCUUCCUGAGCGUUCUGCUGAAGAAGCGUCAGGGAAUCAACUUGAACUUUUUGCCAUAUCUAUUGAUGUUCGGUAUUGGUGUUGCAUCAACCCUCGCGCUGAGCGCCAUCCUUAAGGAUGACGAAUAAUGCUGUUCAUCGACUCUAACGCUGGUGAAAGCCGAUGAUCGUAGAGACUGUGACUGUACAGGACAACAGAAGUGCCGACCUAGAAGAAAGGAUAAUGCUGGUGCAUCCUUCAUCUACGGAAAUACCGGAAAAAUAACUUAAAAGAUAGUCUUUUUUUCCAUUUUGUUAAACGUGUAGAUCACUUGCAAUUAUUUUAUUUCCGCGCAAUGUUGUCUGGAUAAUUUUAAUACUACACUCCGCCGGUAUGGGGGAUGGACGAUAUAGGACAAUUAGGGAACUGAAAAAAAUCUUUUUUUUUAGACAUUUUAUUAAAACAAUGUUUUCUACAACAAUUUUUCAAAUAUCAAAGAAAUAACGUUGAAUGUGGCAUUGGAAAUUGUUGUUGCGUGCUUUAAGUUUUAAAUUAUAAUCGUGCAAACUAUUCACAAAUCACAAAACAUAGGACAUUCAGAUGCUUGCGCACAGGGUAUUGUUUUGGGAUUAAGCAAUAAAUGU